GGGGGGAGGGAGGGCGGGAAUGGGUCUGUAAUUUCUCUAAGAUAAAUAAAGGGGCAAUAAUUGAUCUCCAUCUACAAAGACCACUCGUUGUGCUGGGUGGGGAAUGGAGGGUGGAGGGACAUUUGGUGUCGUGCAAACGGAUGGAACGCGAGUAAGGGGUUCUGAGGCCAUGUUGUGGCUCCCAACCCCACCUACAGCUUCCCGGGGCGGGGUCUCAGAGGAGGGAGGCGUGCCACGUGACUCACUCCGGCCGCAGCCCCCUCGGAAACUGCCAGGCGGAAGUAGACGUUCAGACCUGGGAUCGGCGGCGCCGACUCCACAUCCGGGAGAGGAGAGGAGAGCGGAAGUGGCGUUGGUCUGGCCGGAGCCCUUGGGUGGAUUUGUUAGGCGUGGAGAGGGAGUGAUGUCUUCCAGACUCGGUGCAGUACCCGCCACUCCGGAACCCACAUCCUUUAAGCAGCAGAGGAGCACGAAGAUCGUGGGAGCUAAGAACAGGACCCAGUGCUCCAUAAAGGAUAAUAGUUUCCAGUACACUAUCCCUCAUGAUGACUCCUUAAGUGGCUCAUCGUCUGCCUCUUCAUGUGAGCCAGUGAGUGAUUUUCCACCAUCCUUCCGAAAAUCGACCUACUGGAUGAAGAUGAGAAGGGUCAAGCCAGCUGCUGCUUCCCGUGUAGAAGGGUCAGGUGGAGUAUCAACCAAAGGCAAAAGGAAACCCAGGCAGGAAGAAGAUGAAGACUAUCGGGAAUUUCCUCAGAAGAAGCAUAAGCUUUAUGGGAGGAAGCAACGGCCUAAAACUCAGCCUAAUCCCAAAUCCCAGGCUCGUCGUAUUCGGAAGGAACCACCAGCUUAUGCAGCAGGCAGUUUGGAGGAACAGUGGUACUUAGAAAUCGUGGAUAAAGGCAGUGUCUCCUGUCCUACCUGCCAGGCAGUGGGGAGAAAGACCAUAGAGGGCUUAAAGAAACACAUGGAGACCUGCAAACAGGAAAUGUUUACUUGUCAUCAUUGUGGGAAACAGCUUCGUUCACUGGCAGGGAUGAAGUAUCACGUCAUGGCAAAUCAUAAUAGCUUGCCCAUUUUGAAGGCUGGAGAUGAAAUAGAUGAGCCAAGUGAGAGAGAACGGCUCCGAACAGUUCUAAAGAGACUGGGAAAGCUCAGGUGCAUGCGUGAGAGUUGCUCUAGUAGCUUCACCAGCAUCAUGGGAUAUCUGUACCAUGUCAGAAAAUGUGGCAAAGGGGCUGCAGAGCUGGAGGAGAUGACCCUGAAAUGUCACCACUGUGGAAAGCCAUAUAAAUCGAAGGCUGGACUUGCGUAUCACCUGAGGUCAGAGCAUGGGCCUAUCUCAUUCUAUCCAGAGUCAGGACAACCAGAGUGCUUAAAGGAGAUGAGCCUGGAGCCAAAGAGUGGGGGUCGAGUUCAGAGGCGUUCUGCCAAGAUAGCUGUAUACCACCUGCAGGAGCUGGCUUCUGCUGAACUGGCCAAGGAAUGGCCUAAGAGGAAGGUGCUUCAGGAUUUGGUACCUGAUGAUCGGAAGUUAAAAUAUACUCGCCCUGGGCUACCUACCUUCAGCCAGGAAGUCUUACACAAAUGGAAGUCAGAUAUCAAGAAAUAUCAUCGCAUUCAGUGCCCUAACCAGGGUUGUGAGGCUGUCUACAGUAGUGUAUCGGGCCUUAAAGCUCACCUGGGCUCUUGUACCUUGGGAAACUUUGUGGCUGGAAAAUACAAGUGUCUUCUGUGUCAAAAAGAAUUUGUGUCAGAGAGUGGUGUCAAGUAUCAUAUCAACUCUGUCCAUGCCGAGGAUUGGUUCGUUGUAAACCCAACAACAACCAAAAGCUUUGAAAAGCUAAUGAAGAUAAAGCAGCGGCAGCAAGAAGAAGAAAAGCGGAGGCAGCAGCACAGGAGCAGAAGGUCUCUGCGAAGGCUGCAGCAGCCUGGCAUCGAGCUUCCUGAGGCAGAGCUGAGUCUUAGAGUAGGGAAGGAUCAGAGGAGGAGUAACGAGGAAUUGCUAGUGUCGACCUCCCGUAAGGAACCGGAGCAGGAGCCGGUGCCAGCACAGUUCCAGAAAGUAAAGCCCCCAAAGACUAAUCAUAAACGAGGAAGGAAGUAGGCAGGCAGUGUGGAAGCUCCUAGGAGAGCGGAUGUGCCGCUGUUGUCACGGGGACCUGUGCUGGGAGGACUGAGUCACGGGGGCUGAGCGAGGGGAAAUGUACUCUUUCAGCUGUUUGUGUAAGGCUGUGACUUUCUCAGCUCAUUCCUCCUGUGUAAAUUUCACCGUUCUCCCUAUUUAUUCACUUUGACCCCACCCCCACCCCCAACCCUUUUGGGUAGGUUUUCCUGCUAUUCCUCAUUGGAGUCCUCUUGUUUUUCUCUUAUCUUGCCCAAAGAGCUCCCUCUUAAGGCCAACUAUGGGCCCCUCUUGCCCUGUACAAAACUGAGAAACCCGUUUGGUUGUCCUUUUCCUUCCUGGGCUAUAGAAUGUUCUUGGACUCUCCACUGAUUAAGUAGUCAUUCCGUCAUCUCGCUUAUAAAACAAUUCCAAAUUAAUUUUUUAAAAUCAUACUGACUUAUCAUUUUGUAUUUGUGAUAUAACAAUCCUAGAAGCUAGAACUGUUGUCACUCAUAUAAUAAGCUUAUCCUGUCUCCUUGGGAAACAGAUUUUAUGGAGGCUGUUUGUUCUCUCGAUAUGGUUUUAGGAUUGAAAGUAAGAAAAUGGAUUUAGGAUGAAAAAGCUAGAACCUCUCUACCACUGGUUUUAUUGGGAAAUGUUUUGUUUGUCCCAAGUAGCAGUGACUGUCUGACUAGACCCACAAGCAUGAAAAGCAGCCCAAACAUUAACAUGUCCCAAACGUGAAAAUGAUUGGAAAGAAGGAAGUAGAAGAAGCAAUAAAUACUGCCUCGACUUUCUUGGGGCUUGAGGCCUCAUCAGUUGCUAUGAUCAGUGCCCUCCAGAAGCUUGUUUGCUCCCCCAGUUUUAAGGAUUGAGAAAUACCACAUUGCACUUGAUGUUUUGACCCAGAAUCCUAGUGUUCCUGGUAAUGCCACUAAGAUUGGUAGCCAAGGUACACAUUCCUUCUCCUCUGGACUUGACCUCACUUGUUAGUCUACACUGUGCUAAGUCUUUAUUCCUCCCUUUAGCCAACCUCUGUCUCUUGGAGUUUUCUGAGAAUAUUGUCCUCUGUCCUCUUUUUAUGUGGAGUUCUGUCCUCUUUAUAUCUUGAGACUUUUGACACCAGAUGUAGAUAUUUCUCUGGUGUUGGAAAGAAAAAUUCCUUUUCUGUACCUCAUGCCUACCUGAUAAAAAAUGUCUAGUGGGCUACUUUUCUUUGAGGCUGGCUUUCUCUGGAGCAUUGUUCAGAACAGCUCUGUUGUUGGGUUUCUAGAUUCUCUUCCCUUUCUCCACAAAUAUUGGUCUUAUAUAUUCUUGCCAAUUUUGGUGGCAUCUGCCACAUAAAAAGCAAGGACCCUGAACCCUGAUAUGGAUAAAUACUACCUUUUCAAAUUCUGAAAGGCUGUUACUACUCUUGAACUCUGUAUUCUGUGCUGCUCCACAUAGCUUUAAAAUGUGGGCUUUUGUGAAGACCACUUUCAAACAAGGGAGCAUUGAAACCAGAUUUGGAUACUGCCAGAAUAGAUAGUUUUGAAACAAGUCAAGGAUGUGGUAUGUCCACUCUACAUUUUCAUUGGCAGUUGCACCCUUAAAACCCUUUCGGUAGAUGAGGAUUGUCAGGGAGGAGAAAUGAAGAAGCUAUAUUAAUUUCUGGUGAGUAAGACUUGGGGAAUGUUGGGCAAUGACAAAAGAAAUAAAUGACUGUCGGUUAGAAUGAUGUUUCCAGUUGUUCAUUGACUCCGACCUGCUACUUGACUCCUUGCUGACACAGUAUAUGGGGGUAAGAAAAUGGCUAGACGUGGGAGUGCGUUUUAAAGAAGUACCAAAUGCGGGGUUGGUAGUUUUUUAUCCCCUGAAAUCUGCUGGUUAAAAUGAGUAAUUUGUUUGAGAUUAAAGUGAAUUAAUACAGGAAACUUGUCCAGUCUCAUCCGGGGCUCUUGCAGGCACUUUAAAAAUUUUUC
Molecule: messenger RNA, 4065 nt
Organism: Zalophus californianus (California sea lion)
Lineage: Eukaryota; Metazoa; Chordata; Mammalia; Carnivora; Otariidae
Gene: ZNF512
Product: zinc finger protein 512
Exons: 14
Coding region: 104-2104 (666 amino acids)
Molecular function (GO): zinc ion binding
Source: RefSeq, a predicted model, not a curated record